UCGCUCGUCUCGUUGCAGUAUUUUCAGUGUUGUUUUUUUCGCGAUUCACCCGUGACAAAGUGGUCCGAACCGUGCAUUCCUGGAUGUUUUCUCCUCGCCGCAGGAGCGGCCGGUGUGAAUGGGACUCGUAGCCAUGCCUAGGCUACGCGAUUCACCGUCCAAGUGAAAAGGCCAAAUCGACCACAAACGCCAUGGCGUCAAUGCAGAAAUGGCGCUUCUCGGAUCAAAUGCAUGCAAGUAUCUAAUGGACGCUCCUUCGACGUCCAGUGCGGGGAGUCUGUUCCUAAAGAGGCUUCAGAAGGAGCUCCUCUCGAUGCAGAAAGAGCCGCCGCCGGGUGUGAACGUAGACAUGGACAACGUUGGAUCCAACCUAACGCAGUGGAUCGUCGACAUGGAAGGUGCCAAAGGCACGCUCUACGAAGGAGAGAAGUUCCAGCUGCUAUUCAAGUUUAGCUCCAAAUAUCCGUUCGACUCUCCAGAGGUGACCUUCCUGGGGCCCAACAUUCCGGUGCACCCUCACGUGUACAGCAAUGGCCACAUCUGCUUGUCCAUCUUGACGGACGACUGGUCGCCCGCCCUGUCCGUGCAGUCCGUCUGCCUCAGCAUCAUCUCCAUGCUCUCCAGCUGCAAGGAGAAGAAGCGACCACCCGACAACUCGCUCUAUGUAAAGACAUGCAACAAGAACCCCAAGAAGACCAAGUGGUGGUACCAUGACGACUCGGUCUGAUGCCAGGGUGCGCCUCCUAUCUCACCUCCGCCACUUCCUCUAGUCACGCUGCCCCGAUUGCUCGGUCGGUGCUGCCAUCUGCCAGUGGAAUAAAUUCACUCGUCCAGUACGUCCCCUCCCGGCUCGGCAGAAGCAGGCUCUGUCGGGAACCAAAAAAAAAAGGAAAGCCUAGCCUCUCUCCGCCUGCAACGGGUGACAACGGGUGGCGGCAGGGCUUCGACAAUGGCUGCUUCCAUGUGCUGCCUCGCUUGGGGCGGGCCCCGGGGCACCCUCGGCUGGGCCAUACCAGCUGCUACAGCACUGGACAAAUAAAACUGUAGUUUCAUUUUUUUAAAUUAUGUUCCCUGCAAUCUUAGGACCGUCUACUAGUGACUUGCCGAGACUAAGGACGACUUCACUGGGCGGAUGGCCCCGGGCAGCCGACGUGACCGCCAACAGUGAAUGAACGAAGCCUGUGCAGAUAAGAGAAAAAAAAAAUGUUAAAAAAGAAAGCCCGUUGGAAGGAGAAGUUUUAGUAGUGCCGCCAGUUGAGGACAAGUGUGUUUUUCUUCCCCUUUUAAACGUUGUUGUGCUAUGUAUGGCGUCUAGGAAUAAAGACCAUGCCAAUUUUA
Messenger RNA from Rhipicephalus sanguineus (brown dog tick), 1338 nucleotides. Its product is annotated as ubiquitin-conjugating enzyme E2 W. The record is from RefSeq and is a predicted model, not a curated record. NCBI's taxonomy places the organism in Eukaryota, Metazoa, Arthropoda, Arachnida, Ixodida, Ixodidae. The coding region runs from base 209 to 727 and encodes 172 amino acids. The transcript has 7 exons.